AUGACGGAACUCGCAGAACAGACCCUCCCAUGCGAUUUGGUCGAGUCACAGUUGGCAAUGGUUGAGCUCAUCAGGGCCAUGUAUCCGCCUGCAGAAGAGGACGCCGACUACUUGACACUACAAGACACCAUCGACAAGACACGCGAGUGGUGCGAGACUCCAGAACCGUCAAGCACGCAAAGCAUCCCUCCCGACCUUAGCUUCAUGAUUAACAUACCUAUCGAAACGUCUCAUGAGACGACAUUGCUCUGGCCGUCGAUACAGCUGAAAGUCACUGUUCCUUUGCGAUCAAAAGAAAAACAAAUCACUGAACCGCCGCCGUUGCUAUACACACUACGCCAGCCGCCGUGGAUGUCUCGGGCCGAGGUAGCUGACCUCGCGGCUGCCAUGCCCGCGGAUGACGUUUUAGCAGCGUUUGACUAUGUGAAAGAAUAUGCCCCGAGAUAUUAUCUGCAAAAAGGCGAGGAAGCCACAAGAAACACACAAAAGCCGAACGAGAUAUCAAAUGGCCCCCUGCUGCGCGUCUGGUUCUACUUUCCCUCCCUCUCGACACGGGAGAAACGCAAAGACCUCGUCACCUACGCGCCGCGCUACAGGCUCACCGGCUUCGUCCUAGCUGGGAAACCCGGGAUGUUAUGUCUGGAGGGCACCUCGAAGGAUGUGGACGACUAUAUGAACGCGAUCAAAAACGAGAGCUGGGGGGAUAUCCCCAGUCACCAGAAGAAAGUGAGCGAGAGGUUCCGAGAGGAGUGUGGGGAGGGUGGGCGCAAGUUUCAGGAUAUGACGGAGAUUACGGAUGAGUUGGGCGAGAAGCGAGGGGCCAGGAAGAAUAGAGGGGAUAUGGCCGCUCUGGAAAUGUUCUUAAAGGAGAGAGGGGUUGGAGAGUCUUUCUCAAAGGUUCUCAUGGGAGCAUAG
This is a messenger RNA of Cryphonectria parasitica EP155, 915 nucleotides long. Its product is annotated as DUF1115 domain protein. The record is from RefSeq and is a predicted model, not a curated record. The transcript has a single exon. The coding region runs from base 1 to 915 and encodes 304 amino acids. Lineage: Eukaryota; Fungi; Ascomycota; Sordariomycetes; Diaporthales; Cryphonectriaceae.